AUGUGGUGGAUUAGGAAACAGAGCGUAAACAAACCAGAUGAAGUCGACCGGUGUAUUUAUGAGAAUAAACAUAAAAUGGAACUUUGUGCUUGGAGUGAGAUAUUUACGGACGAAGAUCGGGGUAUUUUAAGAGAUGGGUUGAUUUUUACAGAGACGACGUCUGCUCUAUUUAGUGUGUGCUUGAACCUAUCUAUCCUGUUAACGAAUCUAAAAUACGAUUUGAGCUAUCGAAAUUUGGCGUUCUUCACUAUUAUUACUUGUCUUCGUCGUUUGCCUUUUGCCAAGUUAGCGUAUUCAGAAAGUUCACCAGAUAUCAACGAUUCCUGUACUUUCAAUGGAUUUUGGAACACUUUUCUGUCUGUAUAUGAAGUGGAAUGUCUCACGCAUGUUUGCAUUGAACGUUAUGUUGUUGCGAAAUACAUUAAUAACGAGUGGCCCCUGAUAAGAUGGCAUUAUACUAUGUACCAAGGACUAUGUGUCCUAUUCGCUUUGUUAUACUCAGUUCCACCUCUAUUUGGAAUAGGAAGCUAUGAGUUGGAUUUUACAUGCGAUUCUUGUGUGUUUGAUAUGGUUUUACCAAAUUCAUGGCAUAAAUAUAUUGUCGUUUCGAUUUAUUUGCUUCGGAGUUUUAAAUCAGCAUUUUUUAUGAUCGUCAUGCUAUACUGGGCUCGGAAAUUGGGAUUAAUAAAUAAAACCAAAAAAAUGAUAGAGCAAGCACCUUUCACGAAGAGUGUUCUUAUAAUAACAAUAGUAAAUUUGCUGUGUUGGUGCCCUAUUACGAUGAUACGAGGCUUCGUAGUUUUCUACAGUUUCCUCGGAUCUGAAUUUAUUCCAUCAGCGUGGGUAAUUCAGUGGGCAUUUUGGAUUAAUUCUAUUGCCCCGGCUGCAACUUCACUCUCUCUAUUCAUGAUCGAUGAAGGUAUUCGCCAGACGGUGAUUCAAUACAAGAUGGCUCCGAGAGAGAAAAAGAAAAUAUAA
Pieris macdunnoughi is the source of this 978-nucleotide messenger RNA. NCBI's taxonomy places the organism in Eukaryota, Metazoa, Arthropoda, Insecta, Lepidoptera, Pieridae. The record is from the annotation of a GenBank genome assembly.